Messenger RNA from Stereum hirsutum FP-91666 SS1, 788 nucleotides. RefSeq names its product UPF0220-domain-containing protein. Gene Ontology annotation, cellular component: fungal-type vacuole membrane; Vps55/Vps68 complex. Bases 1 to 567 code for a protein of 188 amino acids. Lineage: Eukaryota; Fungi; Basidiomycota; Agaricomycetes; Russulales; Stereaceae. Gene Ontology annotation, biological process: late endosome to vacuole transport via multivesicular body sorting pathway; protein targeting to vacuole. The transcript has 3 exons. The record is from RefSeq and is a predicted model, not a curated record.
AUGUCUCUUCCUCGCUCCAACUAUGACCCUCGUCGUGUCUGCUUGAACCCAUUCCCCAACCUCAACAUCUCUUUCGGAAAACACCGGCGCACGAUAGGCGUCUAUCUUGCUGGAGGCCUCUUCGCACUGGCAAACUGGACAUUCCUAGACGCCGCCAUCCUUUCAGCGCACGCACACUCCCCAAGAAACGAGCCCGAACGACCCGUUCCAGUUCAUGUCUCCUUCGUCGACUGGAUCCCGGGCAUCUGUAGCCUGCUCGGCAUGAUCAUCAUCAACCUGAUUGACAAGGAUCGCGUGAGAGGGGAUGGGGACACCGCGUUUGGAGAUGCGAGGGCGGUCUGGAGAGCAAGGUCGAUUUUGUUCAUAGGCUUUGCGUUGAUGGCUGGAGGACUGGCAGGGAGUGUCACGGUCCUGGUGCUCAAGUACAUCCUGAAUGACUACCCCGAUCAAUUCCUCUACUAUGGGUACGCGAACGUUUCACAAAACGUGGCGCUCAUGCUUUCAGCCAUUGUACUUUGGAUAGCUCAGAGCGGAGGAUCGGAGUACGAGUAUAACCUGGCUAUUUAAUUAUCUCUACUUUUCUCUGUCUAUAUUCGCUCAACGUUACUCAUGUUCAGUGGUUGUCUUCGAAGGACUGGCUCGGAAGGUUGGACGUCCGUAUGUUCCCUGUGUGUGACGAAUGGAUAUCUAUUGUAUUUGCGUCUGGGCCUUCGACGGCUAUGACAGUCGUGUUGUCCAUGCUUCCCUGUACUGAUCAUGACAGCCGUGUACGAAUAUCCUCAGAAUCC